UCGUGGGUCAUUCCUCUCUCAAAAUGGAGUUGUCUGAGUCCGUGCAGAAAGGGCUGCAGUCUCUAGCAGACGCAACGUUUUUCGACAUAAAAACCUUCUCAGUGUUCAUAGAAGUGGCUUUUCGCAGUUUGCUAUCAGCCCAUGCAGAUCGUAGUGUUCUCGAUCAGCCUGAAUUUAAACGUCUUGACCAGAAGUUGCUGAAACAUUGUCAUACUGCUGCCACGACCUGCAUACUGGAGGGGGUCAAACAAAAUGCUGACAAAUCCACUAUAAGUGCGUGCCUGGAGGAUGUUGGUUUUGAUGCGGAGAGAACAGAAGUUUUCUACACUACGUACCAGAAAUGUAGAAGUGAUCUGGAAACUCUAUUGUCAAGUUUAGGGAGAUGCCCACCUCAUAUCAAUGACGUGUCCUGGCGCCUGGAAUACUGUAUCAAGAACGGCCAUGUGCAUAAGGUCAACGAGCCGUCCUAUCUGAUUUCAUUAAACGUUGAGAAUGCCAACAACGGAGGAUCGUCAGAAGAUCUACAUUUUAGCUGCACGAUGGAGCAACUUCAGGAUUUGGUGGGAAAGAUGAAAGACGCUGCCAAGAGUCUCGAGAAGGCUACGCAGUUGUAAACUUGCGUUGUGCUCGAAGAGCCCUGCAAGAACUGUGGAAUCCGGUUUCUCACGUGACCCCUCUUCUCAUCUGCUCCACUCUUCUCAAAGCAAUGAAGUUCAGCGAUUUCAAGCGGUGUUGAUAUUAUUUGUGUCCGCAUUGUAUUUUAUACUAUGUCUUUCGUAAGUAUAUAUACUGUUGGUUGUCCGUUCUGCAAAGAUGUAUUGUUAUCAAUAAACACGUUCAAUGAAA
This is a messenger RNA of Oncorhynchus nerka (sockeye salmon), 846 nucleotides long. RefSeq names its product COMM domain-containing protein 3-like. Gene Ontology annotation, biological process: sodium ion transport. The record is from RefSeq and is a predicted model, not a curated record. The transcript has 8 exons. The coding region runs from base 24 to 614 and encodes 196 amino acids. NCBI's taxonomy places the organism in Eukaryota, Metazoa, Chordata, Actinopteri, Salmoniformes, Salmonidae.